GACUCGGCUACCCUUAGCUGGGUGAAGCGGCUCCGUCUGGCGGCUCCGGGUCGCUUAGCGGCUGAGGAGGCGUCAUCUUUUUCCCCUGCAGGGCCACGGUGACCGGAAGGCGGCAUCCAUAGCUGUCCACGCCGGAGCAUGGGCUAUCCACCAGCCCAACACAGGCCAUCAAAGCCGAAUCCGAACUUGAAUUCUGUGCGGCUGAUUGCGGAGCUGUCCCUACCGAGAUACAAGGAAGGCAGAGCCCAGAAACUUUGCUUUGGGGAUUUCUCCUGCGGAUUAGGCUUUUCUAAAAAGCCUGAGCAUUUUGUUAUAUUCAGAGAGACGAUCAUCGUCCGUCAUGGCUAGCAUCAUUGCACGUGUGGGUAAUAGCCGGUGGCAGAACACACCCUUGCCACCUUGGGCCCAUUCCAUGUUGAGGUCCCUAGGGAGGAGUCUUGGUCCUUUAAGGGUCAAUAUGGCAGAAAGGAACAUGAAGUUGUUCUCGGGGAGGGUGGUGCCAGCCCAAGGGGAAGAAACCUUUGAAAACUGGCUGAUCCAAGUCAAUGGGGCCCUGCCAGAUUGGAAUAUGUCUGAGGAGGAAAAGCUCAAGCGCUUGAUGAAAACCCUUAGGGGCCCCGCGCGGGAGGUCAUGCGUUUGCUACAGGCGGCCAACCCCAACCUAAGUGUGGCAGAUUUCUUGCGCGCCAUGAAAUUGGUGUUUGGGGAUUCUGAAAGCAGUGUCACUGCCCAUGGUAAAUUUUUUAACACUUUGCAGGCACAAGGGGAGAAAACCUCCCUUUAUGUGAUCCGUUUAGAGGUGCAGCUCCAGAAUGCUAUUCGGGCAGGGAUCAUAGCUGAGAAAGAUACAAACCAGACUCGCCUGCACCAGCUCCUUUUAGGUGCUGAGCUGAAUGGGGACCUGCACUUCAGGCUGAAGAAUCUUCUCAGGAUGUAUGCAAAUGAGCAGGAGCAGCUUCCCAAUUCCCUGGAGUUAAUCAAGAUGAUAAGGGAGGAAGAGGAUUGGGAUGACACUUUUAUGAAACGGAAGCGGCCCAAAAGAUCUGAGCUAAUCGUGGAGAGGGCAGCAAGCCCUGUGGCAUUUCAGGGCCCCCAGCCAAUAGCCAUCAGCACUGCUGAUUGCGACGUGAUAGAGGUAGGUGAUACCCUCAGUGACUCAGAUAAGGAUGUGAUCCUGGUGGAGUCUCAGAACCCUCCACUUACAUCCAUAGGUGCCCCUCCCCUCAGAGUCAGGGCCAGACUUCAGGCUCAACUACUGAUCAUCAAUUCCCUAAACAGUUCCCAGGCUCAAUCUCCUUCUACCAGUGGUUGUUCUGCAUAUAAGAAUGAUGGUCCUGGAGAUAUACGUAGAGGCAGGAAGAGAAAAUAUACAGUCCGCUGUUCACACUGUGGUGAGGAGGGCCACUCAAAGGAAACCUGUGACAAUGAGAGCAACAAGGCCCAGGUGUUUGAGAAUGUAAUCAUCACCCUGCAGGAGCUGACACAUACAGAGGAGAAGAAGUCAAAAGAGGUCCCUGGUGAACACAGUGACCUCUCUGAGCCACAGUAAGGAGCUAGACCCUGCCCCAAGUGAACCCUUAACUGUAUUCAGAAACUGGUGAUGGGGAAAACAGGGGAGGGGGUGGGGGAGGCUUCUAUGUGCAUGAAUUAAUCCACAAAGUGACUUUCAUUGGGGAAGAAGAGGUUGUGAAUACCAGCAAAAUGGAGAGACAGCCUGACCUCUGUCCCUGCUCCCCCCUCCAUCUGCCUAAGGAUCUAUUCUGUGUGUGUGUCUAUUUCCUUGAUGACUUUAUUCUUUUUGUGAAAGGGGUAUAAGUCAUUGUUAAACCUUCAAAAAAUGAAGGAAAAUACAAAACUAAAGUAAAAAUUACCUGAAACUCUCCAUCCUUGUAUAACCAUUGUCAGUCCUUGGAUAAAUGUCCUUCUAGAUAUUUCCCUAUUCCUGCGUACCGAGAUAGAUAAUAGAUAAAAGUGAUCAAAUGUAAGUGCUCUUCUAUUCUGUGUAUUUUUUCACCAAACAAUGUAUGU
Molecule: messenger RNA, 2028 nt
Organism: Mesoplodon densirostris (Blainville's beaked whale)
Lineage: Eukaryota; Metazoa; Chordata; Mammalia; Artiodactyla; Ziphiidae
Gene: ZCCHC18
Product: zinc finger CCHC-type containing 18
Exons: 3
Coding region: 341-1549 (402 amino acids)
Cellular component (GO): nucleus
Molecular function (GO): nucleic acid binding; zinc ion binding
Source: RefSeq, a predicted model, not a curated record